UUGUCUGGCAGGAGAGCCCCGUUCCUUCCCACUGAUAGGGAAAGAUUUUUCUUGGCCCCACGCCGGGAGGGGGGGAUUGCUUUGCAUUGCAUUACAAAGCUCUGCGGGAAGAGAGAAUCUGCAUUUGGAAAGAGAGACAUCGAACUGAGGGAAAGAGGGAUGGCUACAAUACUGAUUGAAUAAACUCAUUCAGGGACUAAAAGUCCCCUGACACCCCAACAUUUUAAUUGUGUGAUGGAGAAUGAGUGUGUGGAGGUGAAGGUGAACAUGUCUGUAGAGGAUGGGGCCGCAAUACUCCCACAGCAGGUGAAGGAGGAAGAGAACACAGAUUGCUUCAAGUCAUGUUCACAGAUGGCAGAAACAAAAGCCCCACAGAUUCAGCACAUAGGGACUAUCGGAGAAUUAGAAUCUGCAACAUCUCCACACCAUAUAAAAAUGGAACCAGAGGAAGGGAUACAGCAGCAUUGGGAGACCCAGUGGCAAGAGUUCUUGGGGACCCUACAGGCCUCUCACUCGGGAUGGGGGAACACACAGAUGUGUGAAGAGCUGAUACCAUGGGAGGAUGCUAAGGCUUUUCUAGCCUCCUUUGAGCAAGUUGCAUCAAUGUGUCACUGGCCUCGAGACAAGUGGGUGACCCUCCUUCUGCCAGCCCUCAGUGGAGGGGCCAGAGAGGCUUUCAGCAGCCUCAGUUCCCAAGACAGAGAGAAUUAUGGGAAGUUGAAAGCAGCCAUCUUGGAAAGAGAGGCUGUUGUGAGGGAGAAGCAGCGUCAGCACUUCCGGCAGUUCUCCUACCAAGAAGUGGAGGGGCCUAGAGCAGCUUAUGGCCAACUCCAGGAACUUUGUUGUCAGUGGCUGAAAGCAGAAAGGCACACCAAGGAGGAGAUCUUGGAACUGUUGAUUCUGGAGCAGUUCCUGACCAUCCUGCCCCAAGAAAUGCAAAGCUGGGUCCGGGAAUGUUGCCCAGAGAGCUGUAUGCAGGCGGUGAUCCUGGCAGAAGAUUUCCUCUUGAAGCAGAAUGAGGCUCUGAGAUCAAAAGACCCGAUGCCAGAGCAUUUGCCCGAGGCAGCUGUCAUUUCUUCUGAAGGGAACAAGAUUCAGCCUCCGGAUACUUGGAACUUUGUUGUGGAAGUCAAGCAGGAGUGGGAAGGAGAAGAAUGGUUGCUGGGUAAUGGGCAAGAGCGUAUGACCCAAGUGGAUAGUCUUCAUCAGGGCGGGCCUCAGGAAGGGACACCAGAUGGAAUGUCACUGGGAAGUGGCAACACAUUCCAAUAUGGCAAAGAAGAAGCAGGAGUCGGGAGUAAGACGGGACCAGGUAAGAAGCAGAGGACCAAACUUGAGAAGAAAAUGGAUGAACCUGUUGCUAAGGGUGAUCAGGAAGAAAUCAAGAUUGACAAAAAUAUACAUCGCUGUGCUUGUGGGAAGAGCUUCAGAAGCAGCUUAGAUCUUCAAAUGCACGAGAGUACACACUCUGGAGAGAAACUGGACAAAUACACAGAUUGUAGGAAAACAUUCAGUGGGGCUAGUGAACUUAGGAGCCCUGAACGAAUUAGUACUGGAGGGAAACCAUUUCAGUGCUCUAUGUGUCAGAAAAGUUUUGCUAGUGGUUCUAACCUGAUUGCGCACGAGAGAAUUCACACAGGAGAGAAACCUUUUAAAUGUUUAAAAUGUGGGAAAAUUUUUCGUCAAAAGGGAACCCUCUCAACUCAUGAAAAAAUUCACAUUGGAGAAAAGCCAUAUAAGUGUUCCCAGUGUGGGAAAAGUUUUCACCAGAAGGGAAACCUUACAACGCAUGAAAAAAUCCAUGUCGAAGAGAAACCAUUUCAGUGUUCAAUGUGUCAGAAGAGUUUUGCAAGUGGCUCUAACCUGAUUGCACAUGAAAGAAUUCAUACAGGAGAAAAACCCUAUGCAUGUUCAAAAUGUGGGAAAACUUUCCGUCAGAAGGGGACCCUUUCCACGCAUGAAAAAAUUCACAUUGGAGAUAAACCGUAUAAGUGUUCCCAGUGUGGGAAAGGCUUCCGUAGCUCUACUGAACUUACAGUCCAUGAAAGGAUCCAUACUGGAGAGAAACCAUAUCAAUGCUCAGUGUGUCAAAAAAGCUUCAGUGAUGGCUCCAAUCUCAUUACACAUCAAAGGAUUCACACUGGAAAGAAACCAUAUAAGUGCCCACUGUGUGGGAAAAGUUUCUGCCAGAGGUCAGGACUAAUGACACACGAGCGUGUUCAUACAGGACAAAAAAGGCGCUCAGCAAGUCAGAAAGGUUCCUCUCUUGGCUCCAGUGUUUCCACCAAAGGGGAAUCAAAUGCAGGUGUUGAUUGUGGGGGAGCUUCCAUCAGCACUCAAAACGCAGGACAAGUGAAAAGUGAUGUAUCAUAUAACCUAGAAGAGCAGCCAUAUCCAAGUGUAGGACAGGGCUCCCUUGAAGUUGUUGCUGUCUGUCAGUUGAGAGAAUCUAAAAUGGAAGAAAGUCCACCCUUCUGUUGACUUCCCUUAGGGUCUUGAAUCUAUUUACUUAAAUUCUCUUUUAUCCAGUUUCCCACUUACUCAGCUGAAGAAUGAGACAAAAACUGACACGUUAAAAUAAAGUGGUCUUCUGAGAGAAGAGGAAUACUAAGAGAAUACAUGAAUAAUAACACAUGAAUACACAUCGUUUCAAAGGAGUAAUUGAACAAGAGCUAGAUGAGGAAGCAUAAUCUGAACUAAAUAGUUAACUAUCAAGCAGGCAUGUUACCUGAAAUUUUAUGGUGCAGGGCAUAAGUAUUCCAUAAUACAUAAGUAUAGUGCAGGGCAUAAGGGUAUUCCUUUCAUCUCAAGCCCUGAGACUCAGAGCCAA
Messenger RNA from Eublepharis macularius, 2830 nucleotides. Its product is annotated as zinc finger protein 397-like. Bases 235 to 2481 code for a protein of 748 amino acids. Gene Ontology annotation, biological process: regulation of transcription by RNA polymerase II. The transcript is spliced from 4 exons. The record is from RefSeq and is a predicted model, not a curated record. Gene Ontology annotation, molecular function: DNA-binding transcription factor activity, RNA polymerase II-specific; RNA polymerase II cis-regulatory region sequence-specific DNA binding. Lineage: Eukaryota; Metazoa; Chordata; Lepidosauria; Squamata; Eublepharidae.